Messenger RNA from Lytechinus pictus (painted urchin), 3749 nucleotides. RefSeq names its product thyrotropin-releasing hormone receptor-like. The record is from RefSeq and is a predicted model, not a curated record. The transcript has a single exon. Gene Ontology annotation, biological process: G protein-coupled receptor signaling pathway. The coding region runs from base 154 to 1290 and encodes 378 amino acids. NCBI's taxonomy places the organism in Eukaryota, Metazoa, Echinodermata, Echinoidea, Temnopleuroida, Toxopneustidae. Gene Ontology annotation, molecular function: G protein-coupled receptor activity. Gene Ontology annotation, cellular component: membrane.
UGAGAACUAACUUUUCUUAAAAGGGAGAACCUUUUUAUUUUUCUCACUCAAUCAUUUAUAUUGCAAUCCCACUCAUAACGAUUAUUACAGAACUGGCUCUCAGGUUGUUCAGUAAAAAGUCAAAGACCAACAAAACAACUUGUUUGGAAAACAAUGUCGUUCGUUAACACCACCACGCCUACAGCUCAAACCGACGUCGUUAGUGAGUUAGUAACAUUGUUUUAUUUCGAAACAACGAAUGUCGUUUCCAAUGGGGGUAUUUCACUCUUGCCGACGGUUUCGUACAAACAUCGCAUCAUAGUGAGCGCCCUGCUUCUCUUUGUAAGCCUCUUGGGCAUGGCAGGGAAUUUUCUCGUGAUCCUAUCCGUAAUGGUCUCUAAGAAAUUGCAGACGCCAACCAAUGUGUUAGUCGUCAGUCUUGCCGUUGCCGACUUGAUGACAUGCCUCAUCAUCCCCUUACAAGUGGUGAUGCUGCUCAGCCAGUCCGACUGGCCACUGCCAGAGGUAGUAUGCAAGGGUAUCGUCUAUAUGUCCUACGCCGCUAUAUGCUGCAGUGUCAUGACGCUAACCGCCAUUGCUAUCAUCCGAUGGUACGUUAUCACCCGUUCCGUCCAUGGCUACCACGGUAUCAACACUCACCGGAGUAUGAUCACCGUUGCCAUCAUCACCUGGAUCGCAUCUUUUAUUGCAAUGGUAACCCCUCCAUCUCUUGGUAUAGGAUCUGUUGGCUAUUCAGAGUUCUAUCGACUGUGCUCUGUUACGGAUGACAACCCACUUCGAGCAUUCUACGUCCUCAUCCAAGCCAUCAUCUUAGUAUUGGCCUUAUUCGUCACCGCGGUCUUUUACAUCCUCAUUCUUCACUUCGUCAUGAAGAGUACAAAAUCAUUCCGCACCAAAUUUAGAGAAGACGAGGCUCCCAAAGGCACUAAGGAAAACCAGUCCAACACGACUGAAAAUGGGAUGUCAACCAACGCCCGUUUCAACAAGCGAGAGAUCGAAAUCACCAAAAACCUUUUCGUUGUCGUAUGUGUGUUUGUACUCUGUAUGUCCCCACAAGGAGUCAACUUCAUCAUCCCUGGUGCCAGUAUCUUCACCCUCUAUUCGGGGGCAAUCAUGUCCUUUAACAGUACCCUUAACCCAAUUAUCUACGGUCUCAAGCACCCCAACUUCAAGGAGGUAUUCCGUUUUUUGCUUACCUGUAAUGUAUCUGGCAUUUCGCAACCUGUAAAUAAGGCUAAGGCUAAGAAUGACACACGUUCAACCAGUCUAACAACAAAUAAGCCCAAUUAAGUCAUUAUCUCUAAUUUCUAUUAAUCUUUAAAUGUACAGUUUUAAAAGGGAAGGCUGCCAACAAUGUCAAUAGAAUCAUAGUACUCUCGAGUUAACUCACGUGCUGUCAACUGUUCUUGAUAUUCAUUCUUAGUGAUACAAAAUUGAACAUUUGUAUGCAGACCAUUUGAUCUCUAGAGGUAAUUAAAAUGUUUGGGGUCAAUAUGUUAUAAUUGUAUUAUUUAGCAACAUAUUUAAAGCAUGCGCUAAAAUAUUGUUAAUAGUAUAGUUUGAAAACAGGUAUUUAUGAUGCUGUGUAAAUAUGAUAAACUUACUUGAUAGAUCAAUAAUUAACUUUACCUAAGUAUCUAGGAAAGACCAUACCUAUGUACAAUCAUGACAAAUACAUGAUUGAAAAUAACGAGCAUUUUUAAAACACUCUUAAUUAUACAUUUGCGUUCUUCACACUUUAUAUGAAGGAAACUUUAGAGGAAGUAAACAAAUUGAAGUGGAUAGUUUGUUGUCAUAAAUAUUGUGAAAGUGUCUAGUGUUCUUUUUAUGAAUUAUGACAGUGUAGAUGUGACGAUUCACAUAAUGUGCACCAUGAACACAUUGUCAGUUCGAACACGUAUACAUAAUCACAUAAUAAUGCACCGUAACCAUGGUAACGAUGAUAACACCCAUUUAAAUUCAGCACAAAUGUUUUGAUCACACUGUCAUGCCUAUACUGCUACAGAUGCACCGGUCAGACCAACCGAAAAGGAAUAUAUCUGAUAGUUUAAUCCGGAUAGAAGACAAUUCGUCGGUUUGGCGUCGGUGUAACCGUAAAGGCACUCCUUAGCACUGAUCCACGAUCCGAUUUUGGAACAAAUUGCAUUUUGUUCACUUUCUGAUAAUGUGAAUGAAGAGUACAUUUUUAUUCGAAUAGAUUUUAAAUUUACUUUCAUUCUAAUAAGGAUGAUAACAUAGUCACAUAUAUAAUUGGUGAUGACAAUGACAUGGAUGAUUUAGAACACUACACAUUAAAAAUAUUCCAUGUUUCAAUAUUAAUAUCAAAUUCUAAUACGUUUUAUUAAUAAAUCGUGUCGCAGAGCAAUCGUAAGGUGUGCGGUGGUUUUACAUGAAGCAAUGGUAUGGUGAAGCGACGCACAGUGGGCCGGGGCGAAACAAAAGUGCGCCAAAAGUCAUUUGGGCAAUUUCAGAUGUUUCAUUUUGUCAUGCCCAGCUGAAAGUCAACAGUUUGAAGAAUACUUCAGCAAAAUAUUUAAUUCCGGAAUAUUGUUCUACCUCAAAUCUUAAAAUGUGACAUUUUGCGAAAUGACGCGUAUAUGACAACCUAGUUGAAAAACAAACCAUUUCACAGAUUGUUUUUCAUGUAGGCUCCCACAUGAUUCUAAUAUAUACUUUUUCGUGUGAAAGGUGUCAAAGUAAAUAAAAGACACUCAGGGGGCUUAUAUGAUAAUUAUUCCUCGAAGUAGGCUGAUAAUCCAUGUUUUUUUUGCAUUUAUAUUAAAAACGUUUAAAUUUCCGUAGAUUUCCGUCUAAAUUCUAUCAGCAUCAUUUUCCCCGAUGUCUAAGCUUUAAGUUGGUACCAAAUUUAGCUGCCCGUUUUUUACCGUUUUAUAUUAGAGUCGAUUUUACUUGGCACAUCACCCCCCCAAAAAAAAAGGCCAUUGUACACCGCGCAGUCAUCGCAGCUCAUCGUAUUGGGUGUACAUCGCCGUUCAAUUUUGCACGGCGAGGGCGAUUCCCCUUCUAUUCCAUGAAAAUGACAUGAAUAAUAAGAAGGUUGAUAACGCAUUAAGAACUAUCCACCCCUCUUCCAGAGAUAACAGCAAAAAAACCCUCCUCAUAGUGAUACAUUCGUGGUGUAAUAACAUGUAUACGCUGCGUUUUACCCAAGUCUACAUAUCUUGAUAAAGAACGGCUAAUAUUUUCAGAUUUUUUUAUUUUUUAUUUAAUGACCAUUUUGAUGCCAUAAAAUUAUUUUCAGGAUUUCAUACACACUUUUUAGGCAUGUGAGAAGCAUAAAUCAACUUUCACUCAGGUCAAUCUUAAAGUAACACAUAACACAAAGUUUAUAUAAUAGUAGCGUAAUUUGUCUUUUCACAGAUAGGUUUUAAGUAGCCAAUCAAAAUUUUGUAUCUAGAUGACGUCAUAUCGGCUUCAAAUUAUGUUCAGUCGAUUCUACGCCCCAGAUUACCCCCUUAUUACCAUGUUAAAGUAUAAAAUAUCACACGGAAUAUAAUUUUAGCGCACUUUCAAAUCAUCCUGGCCCACUGAGCGACUUUUGAAAUUUAUCAUUGUUUCGAUAAUGUAAUAAAUGCUAUUCAUAUUUAUUUUUACCGUACAUGAGUUUGAUGUAGUGUAGAAGUAUUUUCACGUUAACAGUUGUUUGUUUUACUUGGUAUCAACCAUGCUUGAUCUGGGUAUAAUGUACACUCUAAACAAAGGUUUACCCAAUAUUGGGUAAAAUUGGA